AUGAAGAAAAUUGGAAAAUUAAAACAGUGGGCCAAUGAAAAAGUGGGUGCUUCUCAAAAGACGCAGACCACAGAUGAAUUUCAAGAACUACAACAUAGAACUGAUGCUAGGCACAGUGGCGUGGCAUCCAUAGACGAGAAAACGAAAGCAUUACCUAUCGAAUCUUUAGGUAUUGCUAUGAGGGUUUAUGGUGAAGAGCUAGGCUCUGAUUCUUCUUACGGAACGGCUUUGGUCAAACUUGGUACUGCUAAUGAAAAGGUCGCAAGUUGUCAAUUAGAACAUGCAUCAAAAGUUCGUGAAGAAUUUCUUGAAAGUUUGGAUGCUUCUAUUGAAGAGUUAAAACAAUAUCAACAAAUGAAUAGAAAAUUGGAAUCUCGUAGACUCAAUUACGACGCAAAAUUAAAUAAAAUGCAAAAAUCAAAGAAAGAAAAACCGGAAUUAGAAGAAGAAAUGCGCGCUGCUAAAGAAAAAUACGAAAAUACCAAAGAAGAGCUUCAUAAAAAGAUGAUAACAAUAAACGAGUCCGAAGAUCAAUACAUACAAGAAUUAACUGUACUUUUAGAUUCACAGUUAGAAUAUUUUAAAAGCAGUUAUGAAAUUCUAUCAAACUUGAGAAAAGAUUGGGUUCAAAGUCGAACUUCGAAAAACAAUAAAAAUUCUAAUAAUUCUCAAUCAGAUGAGCAUGAUGAUCAAAAUUCUGGCAAUGAAAGUUCUCAUUCACAUUCAAGUUACAAUCGCUCCAGAGAACCUCGAUCAACUGCCAGGAAAGCUACAAAUUAUACAAGUAAAAAUUCUAAAAAAGAUAGUAAUAAUCUUAGUGUUCCAAAUGCAUCGACUCGUAACAAGUCAUCAGGAUCUUCUGUUAAAUCUUUUGAUUCGGAAGGCAAGCAGUCUCCUGCCCGAAGAACAAGUGGUUCCUUUACACCAAAAAAACAGGUAAAGGCUAUAUAUAGUUAUGAAGGUGAUGGUGAAGAUGAACUUGCGAUGGAGGAAGGUGAUAUUAUCACCGUUUUAGAAGAACACGAAGGUUGGUGGAUCGGAGAAAUUAUUGAUGACGAUCGUACUCGACGGCGUGGCAUGUUUCCUGCUAAUUAUACCGAGGAAUUACCUACGAAAUCAUCGCACAAUGAAUCAAAUGAGGAACCGCCACAGAAGAAACCUUCAUCACGCAAUAAGAGAAAGUUCAUCUAUAAAUUAAUCACCUGGUAG
Molecule: messenger RNA, 1209 nt
Organism: Racocetra fulgida
Lineage: Eukaryota; Fungi; Glomeromycota; Glomeromycetes; Diversisporales; Gigasporaceae
Source: the annotation of a GenBank genome assembly